Molecule: messenger RNA, 1253 nt
Organism: Helianthus annuus (common sunflower)
Lineage: Eukaryota; Viridiplantae; Streptophyta; Magnoliopsida; Asterales; Asteraceae
Product: probable pectinesterase 67
Exons: 5
Coding region: 2-1033 (343 amino acids)
Biological process (GO): cell wall modification
Molecular function (GO): pectinesterase activity
Source: RefSeq, a predicted model, not a curated record
CAUGAUUAAAUCAGAAUCAUGCUUCGUUAUCAAUAUUCUUCUAUUGAUCACGAUAAUGUUUUUAUUGGACGGCGUGAAUUGUAGAAGUUUCUUGACUCUAAGGCCACCGAUCGAGGAUGAUGUAACUCCAAAAAUCGUCACAAGAAAAAUGAUUACAGUUGAUGUUAAGGGAUCUGAAAAAUUUACGUCUAUACAAGAUGCUAUUGAUUCUGUUCCUGACGGGAAUCAAGAUUGGGUGCUCAUUCAUGUCAAGAAAGGAACUUACAGGGAAAAAGUGAGGAUUCCAAGAGAAAAAGGUCACAUAUUCUUAAGGGGAAGUGGGAGGACUAAAACAGUGAUUGUUUGGUCACAAAGUUGUGAAAACAACUAUGAAUCUUCCACUUUCAAAGUUGAUGCUGAUGAUUUUAUUGCCUUUGGUAUAAGCUUUAAGAAUGACGCACCUACAGGGAUUGCUAACACCUCACAUAACCAAUCAGUAGCAGCCUAUGUUGGUGGUGACAAAGCUGCAUUUUAUAGUUGUGGAUUCUAUAGCUCUCAUAACACCCUUCUUGACAAUGAAGGUAGACAUUACUAUGAUCGAUGUUACAUUCAAGGUGCCAUCGAUAUCAUAUUUGGUCAGGCGCGAUCUGUCUUUCAUGAAUGCGAGAUUUUUGUGAUAGCAGAUCAACGAAUAGAGAUUCAAGGGUCGGUGACGGCUCAUACCCGAACAAGUGCAAAUGAAAACACGGGAUUUGUAUUCCUUAAGGGUCGAAUAUACGGCAUUGGACAUGCUUUCUUAGGUCGGCCGAAAGGUGACCAUUCUCGAGUAGUUUUUGCAAAGACUUAUUUAUCCAAGUCCAUAAUACCCCAAGGUUGGAGCGACUGGAACCAUCAUGGCAGUCUAGAACAUGUAUACCAUGCGGAAUACAACUGCCAUGGGCCGGGGUCUAGUACUGCGGGGCGGGCUCCAUGGCUGAAGAAACUUAGUGGCCAAGAAGCUGCACCCUUCCUGUCUACAGAUUUCAUUGAUGGAAAACAGUGGUUGCUAGCAUAGCAUGAAGAACCUGUCUGAUUGGAUGGAUAAUAUAUACAGUGGAUUGGAUUUCCCUUCAGUUCAUUUCUUGCUUCUAACGAAUAAUAAGACAAGUUUAUUUUUAUGUUUUGUAAAGGAUGGAUGGAUGGUUUAUCAUGCACACUCAUUAACCAAUACUCACGUUCAUGAUUAAACCAUUCCAUCGAGUCUAGAAUUAGAACCAUACAGUGUAAUAUAAUAG